Malurus melanocephalus (red-backed fairy wren) is the source of this 2492-nucleotide messenger RNA. RefSeq lists its product as uncharacterized. The record is from RefSeq and is a predicted model, not a curated record. Lineage: Eukaryota; Metazoa; Chordata; Aves; Passeriformes; Maluridae. The coding region runs from base 1225 to 2175 and encodes 316 amino acids. The transcript is spliced from 2 exons.
UAAAARUUCCUCAUUUAUCAUGAAAAUAUUAUAUCAAUCGUGUUAGUAAAGUUACUAAAAACCUAGAUUACCUAGUUAAAAGAGUUUUUAUAUGGUUAUCUGCUGAYAUUAUUAGCUUAUUAGCUAAUCUGAGCGUAAGCGUGGCUGUGCUGCUUGUGGCAAGACUUUUUGAUCUCUAGAAACAUAAUGUCAGUAUAGAGAACAAAAGCAUAGUAAGCUCUAGCAUCCCACCGCAUAUUUUUUUCUGCUUGUACUCUUUCAUUGUGAAAUAAUACAUCCGGGAUGCUGCUGAAGCCUCUCUUCCUUGUAGAUGGCGUGGCUCAGCCUGGCCCCUAGAGGCUUCCCGGGACAGAGCCUCAGCUGCAGCCGAGUGCAAGGAGAGUUCAGUUUCGCUUAUGAAGGUGCAGAGGCAGGAAGCUGACCUGACUCAGGUCGGCGAACUGACGUGACUCGUUCCUUUUUUCCUAGUCUCGCAGUGAUGACUACCGGUUUUAAUUAUCGUGGAUGCUUUUUGACCUUACAAUAAUAUAAAUAUACCUACCAUCAAAGAGAACUUGGAACCUGUUACAGUUAAUUCGUUCAUCAUGCACAUGAAUCUUACCCUUGUGCUGAAGAAGGUAAAUGCUAGCAUAUUCUUCCUAGCUGCAGAUGCUUCUGUGCUUCUCUAAUUACCCUUCCUUUCAGUUAAAAUUAUUUGGAGAGUGUGUGUUUUGCUAUGAUGAAGACCUGAAUAGAAUUUCUCUCCUGUAUUACUGUGACUUUACGUCUUCUGCAUCCCAGACAACAUCUGUAUGUUGUCCAGAACACUCUUUAAGCCAGUCUGGGGUUAUUGAGUUCCUCCAGACUYUCCAAGUCUGUCCAGAGCUUGAGCUGUGCCAAGGUGACUUUCUCUCACUUUGGGAAUUAUACAGUACUCUCUCUCCAUAUAUCAYUGAGGCGUGAUGUAGUAGCAUUAACAGCUUGAUUCAGUCAUUAACAAGAAAUUGCAAAAAGACAAGCAAACUGCUGCUGCUGACCACAAACAGUUUGGCAUGCUGUGGGAAAGGAGCAGCUGUGUCAUCAUGUUUAAAUGAGAGCCUGAGACGAAACCUGAGUUCUUCUGGGGCAGGUGAGCCAACCUGGGGGUUGGUGCUGUUGAUUUAUUUAACUUGGUGCUGGACCCCACUGCACCUCAGAUACUGAUAWAUUACAUAUUGCUGAGUCUUCUGGCAGCAAAUUAAAAAUAUGUAUUUGUUCCUCCUUUCCAUUUCACCUUUGCUUUUGAAAGUCACUGGCACCAAAGAUGUUGUAUUUGGUCAUAAAAAUUUCACAGAAUAUCAAGUGGGCAACAUGAACCUCAUUCUCUCUGUCCCACAUGGUGGGUCAAUGGAACCCAAAGACAUCCCUGAUCGAGAGGCUGCCUGUUGGGAUGCAAAGACAUCCUCUUGUAUUUUCUCUCAUGACUGUCCUCCUGGAAGUAUUCAAAAUUCUAAGAAAUGCAAAGUGUCUACCAACCAAGACAGGUAUACUAUAGAGGUGGCUCAAGCUCUUGCUGAAGAAAUCAACAACAUUACUGAUGGCUUCUUCCCACAUAUCAUCAUAAACCACCUACAGCGGUUCAAGAUGGAUGCUAACAGGGAAAAGGAAGAAGCCUCCUUUGGAAUUCCCCAAGCAGAACAGGCCUGGGAGGACUAUAUGGGAUUUUUGACYACUGCAAAAUCACAGAUGUCAGGCGGCUUAAUUCUGGAUAUCCAUGGACAAGUACAUCCUGAAAGGUGGAUAGAACUAGGUUACACUCUUUCAAAAACUUCCCUUAACUCAGGUAUCUUUUCUGCAUCAAAUUCCUCAAUUAGCUAUCUGGCCAGUCAGUUGUUCAAUGUGUCUUCUGAGGCUUUGAUUGCAGGGAACAGAAGUUUGGGUAAAUAUAUUGAAGAACAAAAUAAGAGUUAUGUUUGUGUGCCUUCUCCAUCCAACCCUAGCCCAAAUAAUGGAAGCUAUUAUAGUGGUGGAUACAUAACAAAGACUUUUGGUUCCCGCAGUUCUGGCACCAUUGAUGCCAUUCAGCUUGAACUACCCCAGUGGGUGAGGGCAGCUGAAGAGCGCCGCAGAUUUUGUAAAGCUCUGGCAAGGGCUGUAAUGAAAUUCUGGCAAACUAACUACUGCAGCCAGUACAAAUAUGGACUUCUGCCAUGCUGAAAGAGGCUGUCUUGUACCUUUCCUUAAUACAGUAGUGAUCUGGAACAAUAGAASAAUUCACUCAUCUGGAACAUUUAAGCCUGCAAUAGAAUUGUGGAUGCUGGUAGAAAGGAACCAUCCUGCAAAAAAAUACAUUGACAUAGAGGAAGUCCACACUUAGUACCAACAAGUCCAUUAACACACAGCCUUGUGCAGGAUCAAGAAUUCAAAAGGCUGCUGAAAGAUGAGUGGGUGCAAGUAUCACUUACAGUGCUUAAUUUCUUUCCAGUCUCAUCUUCUGUUUUGAAGUACACAAUAAACAACUAAUCUUGUAAUAA